AUGGCCGAACAAGUUAGAGAAGAAGAUCAAAAAAGGAUCGUUCAGAACAGAAUCCGUGUUGAAGAGGUACGAGAGACAUGCCCCAUGAUAAACUGCCUCAAGUUUGAGAUUUUUAUGUUUGCUGUCUCCUUUGUGGAGUCUGACCUGACUGGUAACUUUGGCAAUAUCUUUUUAGGUAGUAUAUACUACUACGAUAUUUCUGAAAGACGGUCAUUUGGCAGUCUUGAUGUUUACGAGAUACAAACAGGAGGCGGCAUGGUGAUUCUGCCUGGAGUGUUUAAUGAUGAUGAUUCUGAUACUGCUAACAAUAAUAGGGUUCCAACUGACUUCCUCUCAUUCCCCAAAAGAUCAGAUUAUAUAGAUAUUCAUGGAUUCGGAGCUGAUUUCGAGUUAGUUGUGCAUCGUGAAUAUCAUAACCCAUCUGAGGACGACAAUCGGAAUGAAAAUGACGAGGAAUGUAACAGCAGAGAGACACACAAUGCAAGCUAUCGCAGAAAGACAAUGCAUGAAAUAGCAAAUGAUAUACAUUCCCGACACGAUCCCUGUACUCCCAGCAUGAAAAACAUUGAGCAGCGCAUGCGUACUUUCCACGGAUGGAGAAUGACUGGAGAAUGGACUGCUGAGAAAGUAGCCCAGGCCGGAUACUUUUAUACAGGAUAUGGUGACCAGGCCGAAUGCUAUCAUUGUUCAUUUUGUGUACAUGAAUGGGACGAGGCCCCUAUUGUCAUGCAUGUUAGAUGGGCUCCGAGAUGCAGAUUCCUACGUGAUACGUUUUCGCAGGAUUUCAUCUACGACAUAUUAUUCAACCGAAAUAACUGAAGGGACUACAGGACAAUUCAGAACGAGGGAAACUACAACCAUGUACAUAAAUAUACAUAUGUGUGUGUGUGUGUGUGUGUGUGUGUGUGUGUGUGUGUGUGUGUGUGUGUGUGUGUGUGUGUGUUUUGUGUACCUAUAUUCUUUUGUCCAGUAAUUCGACAAAUCGACGUUGAAUGUCAUUUCGAUUCGGUUUUUUUUUUUUUUUUUUUUUUUAAAGUUUACCGUUAUUAGGUUGUACGCAAUUGUAAAGAGGCUUACCCGCAGACGGACCGGUAAACGGCACAUCUCCGAUCACUAAAUAAACUUCAGUACACAUUUCUAUGUGACAAAAUUAGAGGC
This is a messenger RNA of Pecten maximus, 1158 nucleotides long. RefSeq lists its product as uncharacterized. NCBI's taxonomy places the organism in Eukaryota, Metazoa, Mollusca, Bivalvia, Pectinida, Pectinidae. Gene Ontology annotation, cellular component: nucleus; spindle microtubule; cytoplasm. The transcript is spliced from 3 exons. Gene Ontology annotation, biological process: regulation of cell cycle. The record is from RefSeq and is a predicted model, not a curated record. The coding region runs from base 1 to 819 and encodes 272 amino acids.